UGCUUACAGCCAGUGUCCUGGUACACUCAGCCCCUCUUGUUAAAUGAAGAAAGCGAACUAUAGCAUAUACCUGCAUUUCUGUGAAGUAUGGAAUAUUCUGAGCCCAUUGAUCAAGAUUUUUAUCAGUCUAAUUUUAACACCGAUGAAGGACAAGACAUGUAUAACUAUGGUAUCUCCAGUCAUCCUUAUCACAGCAACAUUUCCCCACCAGAAGAUUUAAUGUUUCCUGAACAGCCUUAUCUGGGUCAGAUUUUACAUCCUUUGAGUGUCACAAGCUCUCUUCAUUCAGACCCAAAUAGCUUUGAUGAUGAACCCCCAUUACUGGAAGAGCUGGGUAUUAACUUCCAGCAUAUACAGCAAAAAACCUUGACAGUACUAAAUCCAUUGAAGCAGACAGAUGGAAGCAUUAUGAAUGAGACAGAUCUAACAGGACCAGUGGUGUUUUGUUUGGCAUUAGGAACAACAUUGCUACUCGCUGGAAAAGUUCACUUUGGUUAUGUUUAUGGAAUUAGCGCUCUUGGAUGCCUUGGGAUGUACAUGUUGUUAAACCUGAUGAGCAGAAUUGAAGUGUCAUGUGGCUGCGUGGCCAGUGUGCUUGGAUAUUGUCUUCUUCCUAUGGUCAGCCUAUCUAGUUUUGCUGUGUUCUUCUCUUUGCAAAGCAUCUUUGGAAUUGUUUUGGCUGUCAUAGUUAUCGGAUGGUGCAGCCUCUCAGCUUCAAAGAUAUUUGUGGCUACACUAGCCAUGGAUGGUCAACAGCUUCUAAUCGCUUAUCCUUGUGCUUUGCUCUAUGGUGUAUUUGCACUUCUUACAGUUUUUUAACUUUAGAACCAUUCAUUUAUAACAUCUUCCAAGAAGAUUGAAGGACUGUGACAGCUAUGUUCUUUACAGUUCAAUAAAUAUUACAGCCAAUUAA
Erpetoichthys calabaricus (reedfish) is the source of this 913-nucleotide messenger RNA. Its product is annotated as protein YIPF5-like. Bases 88 to 819 code for a protein of 243 amino acids. The transcript is spliced from 6 exons. Lineage: Eukaryota; Metazoa; Chordata; Cladistia; Polypteriformes; Polypteridae. The record is from RefSeq and is a predicted model, not a curated record. Gene Ontology annotation, biological process: vesicle fusion with Golgi apparatus; endoplasmic reticulum to Golgi vesicle-mediated transport. Gene Ontology annotation, cellular component: trans-Golgi network.